Molecule: messenger RNA, 1863 nt
Organism: Tribolium castaneum (red flour beetle)
Lineage: Eukaryota; Metazoa; Arthropoda; Insecta; Coleoptera; Tenebrionidae
Gene: Stip1
Product: Stress induced phosphoprotein 1
Exons: 3
Coding region: 99-1718 (539 amino acids)
Molecular function (GO): Hsp90 protein binding
Source: RefSeq, a predicted model, not a curated record
UGACAGAUCGUGUGGUGGGGGAAUCUUCAAUGACUGGAAACUUCUCGAAUAAGAAUCGUCGAGAAACGUGUUUUUGUGAUUAUUAAGUGCCGGUCAAAAUGGAACAAGUCGCCGCUUUGAAAGACAAAGGCAAUGCCGCACUGGCCGCCAACAAGUUCGAAGAGGCAAUCAAACACUACACCGAAGCCAUCAAACUCGACCCCUCGAACCACGUCCUGUACUCCAACCGUUCCGCCGCCUUUGCCAAAGCCAACAACCACGAAUCGGCUCUCGAAGACGCCAACAAAACGGUCGAACUGAAGCCCGACUGGGCCAAGGGCUACUCGCGGAAGGGGGCUGCCUUGGCCUACCUGGGGCGCCUGGACGAGGCCAUCGCCACGUACGAGCGCGGCUUGCAGAUCGAGCCCGCCAACCCCCAGCUCCAGGAGGGGCUGCAGGAGGUCAAAGCCCAGAAAACAGCCAAGGGGUUCCCCAAUCCUUUCAACCGACCUGACCUCAUGGAGAAGCUUCGCGGGGACCCCCGGACCAAGCCCCUGCUCGAUGACCCCAACUACGUCGCGACGCUCCACAUGCUCAAAACAAACCCCAAUCUCCUCGGCCAGAAACUACAAGACCCCAAUAUUUUGACCACGUUGAGUGUCUUGAUUGGAAUCGAUCCGGGGGAAGAACCGAUGGAGACCGAACCGGUGUACACGCCACCGAAGAAGCCCGAACCGAAGAAAGAACCCGAGCCGGACUUACCCGAGAACAAGAAACUGGCGAAAGCGGCGAAGGAACAAGGGAAUGAAUUUUACAAAAAGAAGAAUUUUGAAAAAGCGAUCGAGUUUUAUAAUCAGGCGAUUGAACACGAUCCCACCGAUAUCACGUUUUAUAAUAAUUUGGCGGCGGUUUUUUUCGAACAGAAGGAUUACGAUCGAUGUAUUAAGGAGUGCGAGAGGGCUAUUGAUAUAGGGAGGGAGAAUAGAGCCGAUUUUAAAUUAAUUGCAAAGUCGUUUCUUAGGAUUGGGAAUGCGUAUAAGAGACUAAAGGAUUAUCAAAAUGCGAAAAUUUAUUACGAAAAGUCAAUGUCCGAACAUAGGACGCCUGAAAUUAAAACUCUGUUGUCCGAUGUUGAGAAGAUUAUCAAAGAAGAGGAACGGAAAGCUUAUGUUAAUCCAGAAUUAGCUGAAAAAGAGAAGGAAAUUGGUAAUGAAUUAUUUAAGAAAGGUGAUUACGCCACUGCCGUCAAACACUACACCGAAGCCAUCAAACGCAACCCAGAAGACGCCAAACUGUACAGUAACCGUGCUGCCUGUUAUACAAAACUAGCUGCCUUUGAUCUUGGUUUAAAAGACUGCGACAAGUGCGUUGAGCUCGAUCCGAAAUUCAUCAAAGGUUGGAUCCGAAAAGCACACAUUUUGCAAGGAAUGCAACAACCGACCAAAGCCAUGUCAGCUUUCCAAAAAGCGCUCGAAAUCGAUCCGAAUAAUGCCGAAGCUAUUAACGGAUAUAGAGCAUGCAGUAUAGAAAAUGCGAGCGGUUCAGGUGAUCCUGAAAAGAUAAGACAACGUGCGAUGGCUGAUCCUGAAGUUCAGUCGAUUUUGAGAGAUCCCGCAAUGAGGAUGAUCUUGGAACAGAUGCAAAAUGAUCCAAGAGCUUUGCAAGACCACUUAAAGAAUCCUGAUAUAGCUGCAAAGAUACAAAAGUUGCUAGAGUCGGGGCUUAUUGCUAUUCAUUAAUUUUUGGUUUAGUGAUGAGGAACGUGCGAUUAUGUUUGUGUUGAAUAGCGAUCGAAGCGCAUUUAGAGUGGUUGCAGUAUCCAGCGUUUGAUCUUUUUACUUAGCUUAAUAACCGUUUAAGUAAUAAAUUUACGUUUUUAAAGCA